AUACGUUUUCCCAAUUGCCUGUGAACAGCCAGUGAUUUUGAGGGGGAGGCCUGCAGAUAAUUGGGGUGUUUUCGAUCGAUUCGGCUUUUGAAUGGGGUUUUUCGAGGCCAUGGGCUCAUUAUUGCUGAUUGGAGAGCGGACAUUACUGCAUGGGGGCUUAUGUGAAAUAUUUACUUUAUAUAAUCAUUCAGUUACCAGAGAUAUUGCAUCGAAUGGGAUUCUUGUAUGAAAUGUUCGAAUUGUUACGGCGCAUGCGCAGAGGGCGAAUGGAAUGCAGUGACGUCGACGAUAAACAAAAAGCACCGGCGAUGUUGUUGAAUAAAAUGGAUUUAGCAAUAUUAAGGCAAAAAUUUCGGGGAUCCAUACUGGGGGCAUUAUCAGGCGAUUGUCUGGGAAGUGCGUAUGAGGGUGACCCCCCCAUGACACCUGGAAAUACAGUUAUUCUCCAGAAAAGAUUCGAUACACUGGAGGGAGUUGAUUUUAAAGCACCGGUGAUUCCUUUUACGGAUGACUCUGCUAUGACGAGGGACAUAUCGCAAUCACUGAUUGAUAAAGGUGAUUUGGAUUUGUUAGACUUGGCUAAAAAAUUUGUUAAAAGUUUCUACCAAGAGCCAAAUCGGGGUUAUGGAGCUGGAGUGAUUGUUGUAUUUGAGAAACUAAGAGGAAAUAAAUUUACGGACUUGGAGGGCCCAGCUAGAGAACAAUUUAAUGGACAAGGUUCUCUGGGAAACGGUGCUGCGAUGAGGGUAUCUCCAGUAUCUCUAUUCUGUCACAAUAAUUAUGAUCGUUUAGUAAAUAUGGCGAGAAGACAAGCGAUGUUGACUCACACACAUAAAGACGGAAUUAAUGGUGCUAUUCUGCAAGCAAUAGCUAUCGAGAAAACCAUUUCACUGGAUCCAAAUCAAAAGCUAGAUACUAAAGCAUUUAUCGACGAUUUGAUUGACAAGAUGAAUGACAUUGAAAAGGAUGAUGAAGAAUUCCUAGAGAGGGAGGAAUCUGUUGUUAAACCGUACAAAGCACAACUUACCCGUAUGAAAAAAAUGAUCAAGAAGUCAGUAAAAAAUUCGAAGAGACUUGACGUUGAAGAGGUUGUUAUAAAUUUGGGGACCUCAUUGAGAGCUGUGCACUCAGUGCCCACGGCAAUUUUCUGCUUUUUGUAUGCUCAGAAUCCAAUUCAGGGGAUCAAUACUGAGAAUCCUUUUCGCAGAGCUAUUCAAUAUGCUAUGACACUCGGUGGUGACACUGACACUAUCGCAAGUAUGGCAGGCGCCAUGGCAGGUGCAUAUUAUGGUGAUGGAAGGAUAAACUCCAAUAUGUUAACGCACUGCGAAUGCUCAGAAAAUUUUACCAAAUUGGCAGAUCACUUAUUUGAUAUUGUACAUAAACACUGAUGAAAAAAUAUUUUUGUAUCGUAUAUUGAUUGUUUCGUCACGAGACAUUUUUAUUAUAAUUUUGUAAUAAAAAAAUUGAUGAAUAAUAAAGUCGUUUUUGUCGUUUUUAUAUAUUUACAUAUUUUUAACUAUGGGGGAAAACAAUAGUAUUUCAAUUGUAUUUUUAUGUUUGUAUUUUUUAAUAGAAAACAAUUGCCAUAAUUAAUUUUCAUUAUUUGUUACACUUGACUCAUACUGAAAGUACGAUCAUUAUGGGAAUACAAAAGAUUUAAACAAUAGUAAGUGAUUGCACAAUAAAAUAACGAUGUAGUUUACACAAGAGUUUAUCAAGUGUAUGAAAAUUACAUUGCAUCAUUGUUAGACAUUUGGGUUAUUAUUUUCUGGAAUAAAAACUUUAUCAAAAAUA
This is a messenger RNA of Diachasmimorpha longicaudata, 1797 nucleotides long. RefSeq names its product ADP-ribosylhydrolase ARH3-like. The record is from RefSeq and is a predicted model, not a curated record. Bases 150 to 1391 code for a protein of 413 amino acids. The transcript is spliced from 7 exons. Gene Ontology annotation, cellular component: nucleus; mitochondrion. Lineage: Eukaryota; Metazoa; Arthropoda; Insecta; Hymenoptera; Braconidae.